GUAGUGAUCUCUGCAUCGCCACAACAUUAUCGCCACCAUGAACGCUAUACUCGUGUUAGCCAUCCUCGGCCUGGCAAUGCCCAUUUAUGGCGAGGAAACACAAAUAGAAAAAAAACAGGAGAAGAGGGGUAUCUUAGGAUUGGGUUACGGAGGAUACGGUGGAUUAGGAAACACUCUGAUUGCAGGCAGUUCGGCUUAUGGAGGUUACGGGCACAGUUAUCUCGGUGGUGUUGCUCCGGCAAUUGCCUCCACGGGUCACGGCAUUUCCGCACCUGCAGCCUAUAGCGUGCCCAUAGCGUCUCAUGGAUACAGCGCGCCUCUGACUUAUCGCAUUGGUUAUUCUGGCGGUCCAGGAUACGGGGGUGCGAAUCUAGGUGGACUAGGACACGGUGCCGCGGGAGUCGCAUAUGGCGCCGGAUUGGGAUACGGCGCGAGGGGUCUUGGAUACGGUGCGGGAAUUGGAUAUGGUGCCGGACUCGGAUACGGCGCGGGAUUGGGACACGGUGCUGGUCUAGGUGCUGGUCUAGGUGCUGGUCUAGGUGCCGGUUACGGUGCCGGUUACGGUGCCGGUUACGGUCACGGAUGGUGAAGACGCGGCGGCGGCUGAUCAAUUAUCCGACACGCACACGGUGUCGCGAAACGUCCUUCAAUUUCUCUUGUCAACUUUGUCCUGAACAUUGGCCCUACCACCCUUAAACUUUUAUAUCGUGCGACUUCCAAAUAAAUUUUAUAUUUUUUAAUAACCCGCAGUAUACCUUUUUUAUGUCUCCAUUACGGCGAGGGUGAAUUACAAUUAAUAAUCUCUUGGAAAUUAAAUUGGUCAAUCUGUAAAGUGAAAGG
Cyphomyrmex costatus is the source of this 840-nucleotide messenger RNA. RefSeq names its product keratin-associated protein 21-1. Gene Ontology annotation, molecular function: transferase activity. The coding region runs from base 38 to 589 and encodes 183 amino acids. The record is from RefSeq and is a predicted model, not a curated record. NCBI's taxonomy places the organism in Eukaryota, Metazoa, Arthropoda, Insecta, Hymenoptera, Formicidae. The transcript has 3 exons.